AUGGUGUUCAAGCCCUUCACUCACCUCGCGCGUCAGAGUUUCACCAAAGCCUUCACUCAUGGCUAUGCUCAAUCCGUAGUCGCGGCGUCACAGUCGUCGUACGCCUCAUCGACAACCCUCAAUCAACUCGCCAAUCAUCCCGCCAAAUUCACCCGGACAAGUCAAUUGCAGAAUGUUUUCCAGCCCUCAAGCUCGUCAGGUGCCGGUGCAAAGGCCAGUCAGGGUGGUUCAGGAUCCGGAGACGUCGGUUUAGCGGCGUACUAUGCAGCCUGGCAGCAAGCCCAACAGACGGGCGAUGAUACCGAUUGGAAACAGUUCCAGUUCAAGAGACGCAUUGGCUGGAAGCCGACCGGAGAUGAGGAGACUGGAAAAUUAAAGUCGGCGGAUAGAGAUACUGACCUGCACCCGAGUCUUCACGAUUCGACGCGCGUCACCAAGGCGUCGGCCAACGCAGAUGUAAGCGCUCAAGUCGAUGAGGCGGUGGCACGGGAAAUCCAGAUCCAGGAGGAGAAGGCCCAGGCAGAAGAGGCAUCCGCUGUGAAGGAAAGCGAGGAGACAGAGGCGUUUCCCGAUCUCCCGCCCGAGGUCGCUGCUGUUUCCGAUGCCACCGCAGAACAGUCCCGGAUCGUUUCCGAUCGGAUUGUUCAGCUCGCCUCCGGUGAAAAUUACGCUGAGAUCCCCGCCGCUUUCGAGUCGUUGCUUCGAGAUGGCCUCACUCCGACCGUCGGGGCCUACAACGCCUUGCUGGCUUCCGCCGUCCACCUGCACACCGAUGUCUCGCAUGCGAUCCCCAAAGCCCUGGAUGUCUACUCGGACAUGCUUCGUCGUAGGGUAAUUCCCGACGAGGAAACCUAUCGCACCCUGGUGGAGCUUUUCGUCACUCGGUCUCACGAGACAAUCAAGGCCAAGGACGCGUUGGAGCAGGAGCGGAUUCGGUAUGGAGGCAUGGAAGAGCCCGGCAAGUUCAUGCUGCACUCCAGUCAGUUGGAGCGUGACAUCCUGGCCGAGGACCACUCCCUUGCCAUCGCCGUCAAACUUUUCAACACCGCCACAUCGCGUCACCCGCACCUGGUCUUCUCCCUGGACAUGUAUCGCUAUCUCAUUACCGCAUGUGCCAAGGAAGGCCUGGUCGAGCACAUGAUCCGCAUUUACGCUCAUAUGGAGUCGCACAAGGUGACGCCUCACGCUUCCAUCUUUCCCGCGAUGAUUGAUGCCUUUGCAUCCACGGGAGAUCUGACCAGUGCGGUGGAGUGUUACAACGAAUACAAAGCUCUUGCCAUUUCCGACGACAAUGGCACCUUUAGCAUCGUCCAACGUCUGGAUGGUCAGGUGUACGCGGCCCUGGUCAGGGCUUAUCUUUCGGCCGGUAAAGCCGCAAACGCGAUGCGCUUCCUGGAGCGAAUUCGCGCUUCAUUUGAUGAGGUGAUCGAAAACCGUGAAACUCGUCAGGAAGCAUUGGAAUCUGUGAUUGUCCAGGACGGUCUGGUGCAAUACUCCCUAAAGUCAGGGGCGCAUGCCAAGGCAUUUGAGCAAGCCAAGGACCAGUUGCGUGGUGGUGCUCUGGAUCAGGCCAUGGCCCGGAUCUGCGUUAGCGCAGCGGAUGCCGGUGAUCUGAAGACCGCCUCUGAAGCCUAUGAGUCGCUGCCCACCGACAUGACGGUACGUCAGGGCCCCGCUGUUGCGAUGCUGGCAUUGCAUGUGCGGCAAGGCCAUAUAUCGGCGGCGCGACCCCUGUGGCUGAUGCUUAGCACCUCGGGUCAGGCAACGCCGGAUAUGGUCCAACCGACCGCCAUGUACACCGUCGCCCUCAUCAAGAGUGGCCAGAUCGACGAAGCCCUUCUCGAAGCCCGCAAUAUGUUCGCCCGGAUCCGCAAUUCCUCUACCAACAACACUACCUCCCUGGACUCUAUCCGUGAACAGACUACCGAAAGCUUUCACCUCAUCGGCCGUGUCCUCAUGCAGACUGCGGCUGUCCUCUCCCCCCAGGCGGCCAUGAACCUCAUCUGGUCGAUGACCGAAAAUGGGGGUGCCGUCUCCCCUCUUGCGGAGCACGCUGUUGCCAGCCUGGGACCCAUGGCCAUUUCUCAGCUCCAGCCCCAGGACCUGACGCUGGCUCUUCAGGUCCAAGCCGGUAUGCUCCUCAGCACCAGCUCGAUGGCCUUUGAUGUUGCCCACCCUAUUCGCUUCGCCCACAUGCUCGACAUCGCCCUCGCCAACCGACUUCCCAUGGAUCCCCAUACGACUGCUCUGGUCGACCAGGCCGUCGCAAAGCUGUUCAACAGCCGUCCGGACAUGGUCAAGAGAUGGCAUGACCAUCUGAGUGUGACCUCUUCCCCCCCAUCCUUCCUGUCCGAUCGCCAUUCUCCUGUAUCUGAGGUAUCCACCAUGACCCCAUUGUCCAGCGACGAUGCCUUCGAUCCAUACGCAUACGCCACCGACUUCCGGGGUUCCUCCAUGAUCGCCGAAGAUCUGGAGAACCCCAGCGGUCGCCCGGAAUCGCACCUCAACGAGGCGCUGACCCGUCUUCGGAACAUGCGUCGCAUUGGCCGUCAUCCUCGCUACAUCACCUAUGCCAAGCUCAUCAACGCCGCCACCAAGGUCAAUCGCUCCGAUCUCGUUGAGGAAAUUCUGAGCACGGCCCGCCGUGACGUCCCUCUGCUGCCCCAAUAUCAUGCUGUCAAGUAUGGUUGGAUCUCUAUCCUCGAUGCCAUGGUUGCCUCGUGUUUGACCCUGGGAAACCGCAGCCUCGCUGCCAAGUAUCACAACGAGCUCUUGGAGCUGGGUUCGGCGCCCUCGGCCAACACCUUCGGUCUCUACAUCACCACGCUCAAGGAAUCCACCAAGACAUUUGACGAAGCCACCGAGGCUCUGAAGAUCUUCCACCGCGCUGUCGCGGAGGGUGUGGAGCCCACUUCGUUCCUUUACAAUGCACUCAUUGGAAAGCUCGGCAAGGCUCGUCGUAUCGACGACUGCCUUCAGUACUUUGCCGAGAUGCGUGCCAACGGUGUCCGACCGACCAGUGUCACCUACGGAACCGUCGUCAAUGCACUCUGCCGAGUAAGCGAUGAACGAUUCGCCGAGGAGAUGUUCGAGGAGAUGGAGUCGAUGCCCAACUACAAACCUCGCCCGGCCCCUUACAAUUCCAUGAUCCAGUAUUUCCUGAACACCAAGCGCGACCGCAGCAAGGUGCUCGCGUACUACCAGCGCAUGCUGAGCCGCAACAUCAAGCCGACCAUGCACACCUACAAGCUGCUCAUCGACGCUCAUGCUUCGCUGGAGCCGGUGGAUAUGGAUGCUGCUGAGAAGGUCCUGGAAUCCAUCCAUGCCUCUGGUCAACGACCUGAAGCCGUGCACUACGCAUCCUUGAUUCAUGCCAAGGGUUGCGUGAUGCAUGAUAUGGAGUCGGCCCUCAAGAUCUUCCGCUCAGUGGUGUCGGACCGCAAGGUUCGCCUGCAGCCAUGCCUGUACCAGGCCCUGCUUGAGGCCAUGGUGGCCAACCACCAGGUUAGCCAAUCGGAAGCCAUCGUCAAGGAUAUGGCCGAUCGCAGGGUUGAGAUGACCGCCUAUAUUGCCAACACCCUGAUCCACGGCUGGGCUGCGGAAGGCAAUGUCGCCAAGGCCAAGGCGAUCUACGACAGCAUUGGCCUCAGCAAGCGCGAGCCUAGCACCUACGAGGCCAUGACUCGGGCUUAUCUGGCGUCUGAGGACCGCGAGGGAGCCUCUCGCAUUGUGCAAGAGAUGCUCUCCCGUGGCUAUCCUACUGCGGUUGCGAGCAAGAUCCUGGACCUGGUUGGUGGCGGUGCACCGGUUGCUUCCCUCUAA
Molecule: messenger RNA, 3822 nt
Organism: Aspergillus clavatus NRRL 1
Lineage: Eukaryota; Fungi; Ascomycota; Eurotiomycetes; Eurotiales; Aspergillaceae
Product: pentatricopeptide repeat protein
Exons: 1
Coding region: 1-3822 (1273 amino acids)
Molecular function (GO): protein binding
Source: RefSeq, a predicted model, not a curated record